UCGAUCAUGGACAUAAUGUGGCGGCCAUGGGAGCCCAUUCGCCACCUUCCAUACACACACACACGGAAAAGGUCUUCAUCAUCAGUUCAUCACCAAUCUUUGCUCUCAUCAUCAUUUCAACUUAGCUUUAGCUUUGUCCCACAAAAAACCAAAAGAAACUAAACUCAAUUCUACACCUUCUGCUAUAAAAUUCAGCCCUCGUUUGCUCCACACUGACCAUAACACCCCAAAAUCCCAAAAACCCAAAGCUAAAAACAAUGUCUAGAAGCAAUUUCAACAACGCCGUCGUAUCAUUUCUUGCUCCUCUCCCUUCAAUUCUCUUCUACCUUUAUUUCGUCAACCAUUUACAGACCAACAAUGGCGGCGCUUCUCUUUCUCCUCUUUGGUCAUGGUGCUUUCAUCACCCUUUGCUCUUAGCUAAUGUCUUAUUUUUCUUCAAUGUCAAUGUUCUUUUCUGGGUCAUCGGUCACAUCCAAUCUAGCAACUGGAUGAUUGAUUUGUAUUGGACGGUGAUACCGGUGAUGUUAGUUUAUUAUUAUGCAACACACCCAUUGGCUCAAUUUGAUUUAUGGAGAUCGAAGGUUGUGAUAAUGUUGACAUGGGUUUGGAGUAUCAGGUUGACUCAUAACUAUUUUAGACGUGAAAAUUGGCAAUGGGGUGCUAGAGAAGAUUGGAGGUUUACUGAUAUGCGUCGACAGUAUGGUCGCCAUUGGUGGUGGAUUUCAUUCUUUGCUGUCUACUUUUCUCAACAGAUAUUUUUGAUUGGGAUAUGUCUUCCGCUCUAUGUGGUACACUCAGUUGAUAAGCCCUUGAAUAUGUGGGACUUUGUUGCUGCUAGCGUUUGUUUGUGUGGCAUUGUUAUAGCCUACUUUGCAGAUACACAGCUCCAUGAUUUUGUGACCACAAAUAGCAAGCUAAAACAACUCGGAAAGCCUAUGGUCCCUAAUCUCGACCGAGGCUUGUGGCGAUACUCGCGUCAUCCGAACUAUUUCGGCGAGCAAUUGUGGUGGUGGGGACUGGUUGUAUUCGCUUGGAACUUGGGACAUGGAUGGACCUUUGUUGGAGCUUUGAUUAAUAGCAUGUGCUUAGCUUACGUUACCGUGCUCGUCGAGCGGCAGAUGUUGAAACAAGAGUACCGAGCUGAAGCAUACAGGUUAUAUCAAAAGACAACCUCAGGAUGUGUACCUUGGUUCAAAUCUUCUGUUAUAGCAGUAAAAGAUAAGGAUACUUGAUCUAAAUUUUUUGUUUCCUUGCCAUGUUUUUUGUCAUGUUGGUGGAUUCUAUACUAUUUAUGUCCCGUCUUUGAUGUGGUGAGCACUUGUGAUGUAUUCUGCUAUGUCUCUAUUUGAGCUCAAAAUGGUUGUUGUCUUUGGUAAUCAAAGAGAUAUCACUGUAUGAAAUCAUGUAAAUUCUUUGUUUGUUUAUUUGCAAUAGAAUUUUUUUUCUUCA
Gossypium raimondii (Peruvian cotton) is the source of this 1449-nucleotide messenger RNA. RefSeq lists its product as uncharacterized. The coding region runs from base 258 to 1232 and encodes 324 amino acids. The transcript is spliced from 3 exons. Gene Ontology annotation, molecular function: oxidoreductase activity, acting on the CH-CH group of donors. The record is from RefSeq and is a predicted model, not a curated record. NCBI's taxonomy places the organism in Eukaryota, Viridiplantae, Streptophyta, Magnoliopsida, Malvales, Malvaceae. Gene Ontology annotation, cellular component: membrane. Gene Ontology annotation, biological process: lipid metabolic process.